ACGGGAGGAGGAGGCGGAGGAUGAGGAGGAGGGCAGUGAAGAAAGUGGGUGCUGGUGCCAGACGCAGUAAGAAGUGAACGUACGUGUGCAUGGUGCUGCUGAGAGUGUGACGUGAUAUUGCAGCCCGCUCCUGGAGCUCUGCAAGCAGCCAGUAAAGCGCCUUUUUGCGUCCUCGCUGAUUCCCUAAACAUCUCCUACUAAACACGGAUUUUUUUCUCCGCCUCCUCGACAAGAUGAGAGGAUGCUUUUUGACGACUUGCUUGGGAAUGGAAUAGAAAUGACGAAUAUACCUGUGGUCUUAUUGUAAAAAAAAAAAUCUUUUUUGGAAAAAAAUUCUCUCAUUAGUGUUAAAUUCAGUGACUGUCGCUUGGCUCUGCUUUAUUUUAUUGUGGAUGGGAAAGCCUAUGCAGAUGAUGAGGAGGAGGACCGUGGAUACGAGCGGGCAAAGCGGAGUGUAACGCAUUUUAUUUGCUUUUAUUUUUUGAAGCAUCUUGUUGCGCCGGACUUGUGUGCGUGUGCGUGUGUGUGUUGGAGUAUGGAAUCACUUGAGGGCUGCGGAAUUGAUUUAUAAAGGAUGUGCUCAAGUAUGUUGGGAAAAUAGCCAUAGCUUCCGCGGUGUAAGGCCAAAUGACAUAGGAUGAAGGCUGUUCGCAACCUGUUGAUUUAUAUAUUUUCCACCUAUCUUCUGGUUAUGUUUGGAUUAACGGGUGCCCAAGAUUAUUGGUGUUCCACUCUGGUGAAAGGGGUCAUCUAUGGAUCCUACUCUGUGACUGAAAUGUUCCCUAAGAACUACACGAACUGUACGUGGACACUUGAAAACCCAGACCCGACCAAAUACAGCAUCUACCUGAAGCUAUACAAGCAAGACCUGAGCUGCUCAGAGUAUUCUCUGCUCGCCUAUCAGUUUGAUCACUACUCGCACGAGAAGAUCAAUGCCUUGCUCAAGGUCAACGAGUCGAUCGUGUACCUGUGUGAUUCCAAGAAUAUUUAUGUGUUUUUACUCUACGACAAGAAUUUUGUUCAGCUGCGGAGAGUUUUCCCCUCUGAUUCUAAUGGAUUGAUGCUGCAGAAGCUGGAGGAAGAAGAGAAGUCAAUCGUGGAGUUUCUGGUGUUGAACAAGGCCAGCCCCAGCCAGUUUGGGUGUCAAGUGCUUUGUACAUGGUUGGAAAACUGCCUGAAAUUAGAGAAAGGCACAGUGGAGACGUGUGGCAUAGUGUACACAAAAUGCACGUGUCCCCAGCAUUUAGGAGACGGAGAAUCCGAGAGCAUGCUCAUGCUCAACAAUGUGGUUUUACCCCUCAACGCGCAGACGGAGGGCUGCUUGUCGCCACAGCUGCAUGCAGGCCAGGUCUGCAAUCUGAGUGCCGAAGUGAAGCGGCCUCCUAAGGAAGAAUAUGGAAUGAUCGGAGAGCAUACAGUAAAAAGUCAGCGGCCGAGAUCAGUUCAUGACACAAAGGCCCUGCAGGAGCAAGCUGAAUCUGCUAAAUUUAUGGCGCAAACUGGUGAAUCAGGUGCAGAGGAGUGGUCCCAGUGGAGCUCUUGCUCUGUAACAUGCGGUCAAGGGUCGCAGGUGCGAACAAGAACAUGUGUCUCACCAUAUGGAACACACUGCAGCGGCCCUUUAAGAGAAUCAAGGGUUUGCAAUAACACUGCCCCUUGUCCAGUGCACGGUGUAUGGGAGGAGUGGUCACCUUGGAGUCUGUGCUCGUUCACGUGUGGCCGUGGUCACCGCACUCGGACUAGGAUGUGUGCGCCCCCACAGCAUGGAGGUCGGGCCUGCGACGGACCUGAGACACAGACUAAGCUUUGCAACAUAGCCCUAUGCCCAGUGGAUGGACAGUGGCAAGAGUGGAGCUCUUGGAGUGAUUGCUCAGUGACCUGUGCCAACGGCACUCAGCAAAGGACCAGGCAGUGCUCGGCGGCCGCGCACGGGGGAUCGGAGUGUCGCGGUCACUGGGCAGAAAGCAGAGAGUGCCAUAAUCCUGACUGCACAGCAAAUGGCCAGUGGAACCCAUGGGGUCCAUGGAGCGGCUGCUCUAAGUCGUGUGAUGGUGGAUGGCAACGGCGAACUCGGGUGUGUCAGGGGGCGGCGACGACCGGGCAUCAGUGUGAUGGCAAUAGGGAAGAAGUCCGGAAGUGCAGCGACCAACGCUGUCCAGCACCAUAUGAGAUUUGUCCCGAGGACUAUUCCGUGUCGAUGGUGUGGAGACGCACACCUUCAGGGGAACUGGCCUUUAACAGAUGUCCACCAAAUGCCACAGGCACAACCAGUCGACGCUGUUCUUUGGAUCACCGCGGUAUGGCCUUCUGGGAGCCGCCGAGCUAUGCGCGAUGCAUAACAAAUGAAUUCAGAUACUUGCAGCAAUCAGUUCAGGGGCACCUUGCAAAAGGUCAGAGGAUGCUGGCAGGUGAUGGGAUGUCCCAGGUGACCAAAAACCUACUGGACCUCACCCAGAGGAAGAACUUCUAUGCUGGUGACCUGUUGUCUUCUGUGGAGAUCCUUCGCAACGUGACCGAAACCUUCAAAAGGGCCAGCUAUGAGCCGUCUUCAGAUGAUGUGCAGAAUUUCUUUCAAAUCAUCAGCAAUCUCUUGGAGGAGGAAAAUAAGGAGAAAUGGGAAGAUGCACAGAAGAUCUAUCCCGGAGCAGUGGAGCUCAUGCAGGUCAUAGAGGAAUUCAUCCACAUCGUCGGCUUGGGCAUGAAGGAUUUCCACAACGCGUAUUUGAUGACCGGGAACUUGGUGGCCAGCAUCCAGAGGCUUCCAGCCGUGUCAGUGAUGACGGACAUCAACUUCCCCAUGAAGGGCCGUAAAGGCAUGGUGGACUGGGCCCGGAACUCUGAGGAUAAGGUGGUCAUCCCCAAGGCCCUCUUUGUGUCCCAAACUGCAGACAUGGAAGGAUCGCCUGUCUUCAUUUUGGGAACAGUUCUUUACAAGACCCUUGGACUUAUGCUCCCUUCACCAAAGAAUCACACAGUUGUGAAUUCCAAGGUCAUCGCUGUAACUGUCAGGCCGGAGCCGAAGGCCAUCCAGACCCACCUGGAGAUUGAACUUGCUCACCUGGCCAAUGGAACACUGAACCCUCACUGCGCACUGUGGGACAGCAACAUAAUGAACGAUUCUUGGGGAGCCUGGUCCACAAAGGCGUGUAGAACGGUGCUGACAGAUGCCUCGCAUACAAAAUGCUUAUGUGAUCGUGUGUCUACCUUCGCCAUUUUGGCUCAGCAACCCAGAGAAAUGACCAUGGAGUACUCGGGGGUCCCAUCUGUGACGCUGAUAGUUGGCUGCGGUCUGUCAUGCCUCGCCUUGAUCACAUUGGCAGUGAUCUAUGCCGUGCUGUGGAGAUAUAUCCGCUCUGAACGCUCCAUCAUUCUGCUCAACUUCUGUUUAUCUAUUAUCUGCUCCAAUAUAUUGAUCCUUGUGGGACAAACACAGACGCACAAUGUGGGUGUCUGCAUUAUGACCACAGCCCUUCUGCACUUCUUCUUCUUGGCAUCGUUCUGCUGGGUUCUAACGGAGGCUUGGCAGUCCUACAUGGCAGUGACGGGAAAGGUUCGGACCAGGCUCAUCCGCAAGCGUUUUCUCUGUCUAGGUUGGGGAUUACCGGCUUUAGUGGUUGCUGUAUCAAUGGGAUUCACCAAAACAAAAGGCUAUGGGACACCCUUAUACUGUUGGCUGUCUUUGGAGGGGGGGCUCCUGUACGCAUUUGUUGGGCCCGCAGCUGCUGUUGUUCUGGUCAACAUGGUGAUCGGUAUCCUGGUGUUUAAUAAAUUAGUGUCCAGAGAUGGUAUACUGGACAAGAAGAUGAAGCAUCGUGCAGGGUAUGACAGCACGUCCUUACAGAUGAGUGAGCCUCACACGGGAUUAACUCUCAAGUGCGCCAAAUGUGGUGUCGUAUCAACGACUGCUUUGUCAGCGACUACAGCUAGCAAUGCAAUGGCGUCCCUAUGGAGUUCUUGUGUUGUCCUACCUCUACUGGCCUUGACCUGGAUGUCCGCAGUGCUCGCCAUGACGGACAAGCGUUCCAUCCUCUUUCAGAUCCUCUUUGCAGUCUUUGACUCACUGCAGGGUUUCGUCAUAGUGAUGGUGCACUGUAUCCUACGGAGAGAGGUCCAAGAUGCUUUCAGAUGUCGACUCAGAAACUGCCAAGAUCCAAUCAGCGGUGAUGCAACAGGAGGCUUCCCUAAUGGCCACGCUCAGAUUAUGACUGACUUCGAGAAGGACGUGGACAUCGCCUGCAGAUCAGCGCUCCACAAAGACAUGGGCUCAUGUCGUGCUGCCACCAUCACAGGCACUCUCUCCCGCAUCUCCCUCAAUGACGAGGAGGACGAGAAAGCUCCUGAAGGCCUCAACUACUCCACGUUGCCUGGCAACAUCAUCUCCAAAGUGAUAAUCCAGCAGCCUUCAGGGCUGCACAUGUCUAUGGGAGUGGGCGAUCUCAAGGAGCAGUCGCUCGCCGACAGCAACGCAGAAUUGCGGCGCGCCGUAUAUCUGUGCACCGACGACGCCAUGCGCCAGAGUGACCAGAACAUGGGUGGCCACGACAUGGAGGGCCACCCACCACAAAGCCAGAUGAUGGAGACAGACUACAUAGUCAUGCCCCGUGCCUCGGCGGCAGUUUCCGGAUCAGCCACGCUGCCCGCCCACUUAAAAGAGGACGCCAAGAUGAACAUCACCAUGGAUACGCUGCCGCACGAGAGGUUGAUGCAUUACAAGAUGAGCCCCGACUUUAACAUCAGCCCGUCAGGCAUGGACCACAUGAAUGUUAACCUGGAGCAGCAGUAUCCCAGCGCCCCAGAGCAGAUGCAGAACCUGCCCUUUGAACCCCGAACGGCCGUCAAGAACUUCCUCGCUGAGAUGGAGGAGAGUGCGGGCCUUUCACGGAGUGAGACGGGCUCCACAAUAUCUAUGAGCUCCUUAGAGAGAAGGAAAUCAAGAUAUUCUGAUCUGGACUUUGAGAAAGUCAUGCACACCAGGAAAAGACACAUGGAGCUGUUCCAGGAACUGAAUCAGAAAUUUCAAACCCUGGACCGAUUUCGAGACAUACCAAAUAUGGGCAGCAUGGACAAGACAAUGCCAAACAAGAACCCGUGGGAGAGCUACAACCCGGCGUGCGAGUACCAGAAUUAUGCCACUAUGAAUGUACUAGACUCUAGCGCCAAGGACUCACUGGAGAUGACGCCUGCAGAGUGGGAAAAGUGUGUCAACCUCCCCUUGGAUGUCCAGGAAGGGGAUUUCCAAACCGAGGUGUAGAGGUGCGGAAGAAGACAAAUACAAACCGAGUAAGGAGGAGAAAGGCGAUGUAUUUUGCACUGAAUAAAGCUACAGACUUUUCUAACAGCCUUGGCAUUCAUGUCUGGAUAAUCGGAGCGUGGCAGGGACUUCAUGUGCCAACACAGACUGAGGAGAGAGCGAGACAGAGAGGAACAAUGGGGGGUGAAAAAAGGAAAAGGAAAACCAUCAGUGUUACUUUUUUGUAUUCUCACUAGCGUACUUAGUGCGGGGCAGCCUGGUGUACAAUAUUUACCAUCACGUGUUAUCUUUCAAAGGAAUUGGAACAAAAAAAACAAACAAACAAAGAAACCCACACAUCUCUCCAGAAGAAACCUCACAGAGCAAAUGACACGCCAUGUGGUCCCAGCUUCAUUGGGUCUGGUCCCAGCUAGACCCAGGAGCACAAUGUAUAUAUUUAUGCAGGUUUUUAAAAAGUUUAUAACCGUCGGUUUGGCCAUUACGACACUUUUUACUUUCUAGUGUGAAACAUGGCAAUGAGGCAAAGAGGAUCUUUUGUGUCAUUAUUAAAAUGAAUGUUUGUCCAGCUACAUUCUUCAUUGCUUUCAAUGCAAUAAAGAUACUACUCACUUUUAUAUAAAUAAUAUAUUUCACAACUUUAAUACUGCAGAACCUGCUUGAAGGAUUCCCCCGGCAAGCUCUCCCAUCUGCAGCCCUGUAUAAAAUAUUUAAAAAACAAAAAACAAAAUGUUGUAUGGUGUAAAUAAACUUUUGUCUACAUAUGUUUUAAUUGUGCCAAUUUAUUUUAAUGAGGAAAAACAGAUAAAAAAAAUAAUGCCAACCUGAUCAAAAGUUCUAGGGGAAAUGUUAACAUUUGAAAAGGAAUGUAAAUAAAAGAGGAAAUAUGUUCGUACUG
Messenger RNA from Dunckerocampus dactyliophorus (ringed pipefish), 6146 nucleotides. It is a transcript of the gene adgrb3, whose product is annotated as adhesion G protein-coupled receptor B3. Gene Ontology annotation, biological process: cell surface receptor signaling pathway; adenylate cyclase-activating G protein-coupled receptor signaling pathway; neuron remodeling. NCBI's taxonomy places the organism in Eukaryota, Metazoa, Chordata, Actinopteri, Syngnathiformes, Syngnathidae. The record is from RefSeq and is a predicted model, not a curated record. Gene Ontology annotation, molecular function: G protein-coupled receptor activity. Gene Ontology annotation, cellular component: postsynapse; synaptic cleft; plasma membrane. The coding region runs from base 638 to 5251 and encodes 1537 amino acids. The transcript has 31 exons.